Bicyclus anynana (squinting bush brown) is the source of this 2543-nucleotide messenger RNA. Its product is annotated as germ cell nuclear acidic protein-like. The coding region runs from base 168 to 1820 and encodes 550 amino acids. The record is from RefSeq and is a predicted model, not a curated record. Lineage: Eukaryota; Metazoa; Arthropoda; Insecta; Lepidoptera; Nymphalidae. The transcript has 8 exons.
GUGUGACGUAACUCUAUAAAAGAGAGUGUUGUGAAGACGCCGCUGCUAUACCGUUUCCGAUCGCCUGCCUCGGUCAUAGCGUCCCGAACAACGAUAUACAAGGACGCGGGCGGAACCUCUUCCGCAAGAGCCCUAAGGACUCGACAGUGAAACCAAAAAGAUACGAGAUGAGGUCGUUGUUAUUCUUAGCGGCUGUGUGCUGCUUAGUGUUGUCGGCUUACGCGAGCCCUAUCUCGCGGCCUGAGGAGUCAGAGGUGAAGGAAGUGGCGAGGCAAGCGGCUCCCGCUGCUGCUGCCGCACCAGCCGCCUCAGAUGACGAUGACGAUGACGAUGACGAUGAUGACGACGAUGAUGAUGUUGACCUCGGUGACCCAUUAGCAGAUGACGAUGACGACGAUGAGGAAGAAGACGAUGAAGAAGAAGCAGACGAUGAUGAGGAUGAUGAUUACUUAGAGAGGUUCUUCGAUGAUAUCUUAGGAGGCGAAGAUGAUGAUGACGAUGACGACGACUCAACAGGCGUACAAUCAGUCGUAGCUUCAGCAGACACCGUUGCAGCUGCACCAGCGCCUGCUCCUGUAGCAGCUGUAGAAGAGGCCGCCGCAGCCUCAGAAGAAGUAGAGGCAGUUGAGGGAGAAGCCGCCGCAGAAGGCGAAGAGCCAGAAGCGGGACAAAAAGAACCCGCCAGUGCAGAAAUCGAGGCCCCCAUAUCCGGCAACUCUGAAGUAGCAGCUGCAGCUGAAAGCGACGAUGACGAAGAGGAGGAUGACGACAUCACUGACGCACUCGACCCCGAGGAUGAUGAUGACGACGAAGAGGAGGAAGAGGAUGACGACGAUGACGAUGAUGACUUAUCUGACGCACUCGGCAGAAACAAACAAGCACGUGCUUUGGCGGACGAACCAGUAAAGAAACCGCCGGUCCCUGCGAUCUACAUAGUUAAAUAUAACAGAUUUGUGGACAACAUUCUCGAAAAAAUGAAUGAUAUAUUGAGGCGAUCCUACGAUCCUGUUAACGUCAAACUGCAGCCUAUUGAUGCAAGCAAAAAGACAACAAAGCCGAAGAAGAACCAAAAGAAAUCGAACAAAAGGAAAUCCUCUAACAAAAAGAAGAAUGCCGCUCGUGGAGGAGUUUCAGAGAAGAAGGAAAACGAAAGCAUCCCAGAAAAAGUUGUAGAAAAUAAUAAUGUUGACGAAAAGUUAAAAAAUGAGGAACUCAACAAAAUCAUACCCGAGCAAGAAGUAACUGAAUCCAGAGCUUCGAAAGCGAAACCAACAACUAAAGCAAAAACAACAACCGCAAAACCAAAACCAGCUAAAGCCACAUCUAAACCGAAGCCUAAACCACCGACAAAGACCACUACAAAGAAACCAGCCAAUAAAAACAAAAUAAAGACUGCUGAAAAGAGCAAACCACGUGCUAAAGGUACACUGUAUGGAUUGUCUUCUUUGAGAAGGAGUGGCGAUGUUGCAGUUAACAUAUUGAGUGAUCACACAACAGUGAAGAGCAACUUUGCAGUUGGCCCUCUUAUAUUAAGAGUGGAAAAGGAGGUUGGGCGAGGUGCGAAGAAAGAAAUCAAAUCGGCCACAGCGACCACUGCUGAAAUGAUGGGAAAGAUUACACUACGUGUUAACAAUGACGGAGUGGCCACUUUGCAUUCCAUUAAAGUGUUACAGCCUAAACAGGUGCGUGUGGACAGCAACCAUGAGAGAACGCGUGAGUUGGUCUGGCAACGUAGUGCACGCAUCGCCCAUGUCGUAUCAGAGAAACUGAGGUCCGCGUCCAAACCAAUGUUCCUCCAGCAGCCUGUAGUCAGGCAAUAAAUUUGAACAUCAAAAAGCCUCAAUAGCUCAACGACAAAGGGAAUCAACCGAGAGGAUGUAGUUUGAUCCCUGCUCGCUUGACUAUUGUCGUACCCAUUCCUAAAAGACUUAUUCUUUUAUGUAAAAAAAAUUACAAAGAAAUGAGCUAACUUUGUUGUUAAACUUACCGAAUUCGUUAGGCUGUUUAUCAUCUAAUUUAUCACAUCACACAAAAGCUCGAGAAAACGAUAUUUCUAUAGUUAAGGACCGGACUCAAUUAAACGAGAUCUUGGGUACUUUACUAGAGUCCUGGUCGUUUACUUUAUUUAGUGAUGGGAUAUUUGAUCAAGUAUAAAGGUCAACACAGAGAUUAAAAUUGUUUGGUAGAAAUGGGUAAAUAUUGGAAAAUAAUAAUUGGAGACUGUGUUGAUUUGUCUAUUUCAAUUAAUUAAUUAUGUAUUUACUAUUAAAACAUUCAUGCUGAAUUUACAUGUCCCUUUGGAAUUUUGCUUACUGUUAUAGACAAAUCGACAAAAAUACGUUUUAGUAGGUACAUACAUAAGUAAAGUAGGGAUUAUAUGGUGCGAUUUUAUAGAUGCUAAGUUAUAAGAUACUCAUGAUGGAAUAGUCAGAAAGUGCAUUUAUUAUUGUAACUUAAUGGUGCUAUUUAUUAAUAUAUUAUUCAAUGAAUUACAUAUAAAUUAUAAUUUAGAUUGUAUUAAAAAAAAAAGAAAAUAUAAUAUA